UCUCUCUCACAAAAGGUAAAAUAAUUUGCAACCUUUCUUACCUCUUGUUUUAGAAGCAAAUUAUACAACAGGUGCUUAUCAGUGUAAAUAUUGAGUGAAGUAUUUAAUUGGCUCAAACAUUAAAAUGUGAAUAAGUGUAGUCAUAACAUUGCAAUUAAUCACAAACUGAUGAUUACAAGGGUGGAAAUGGUCCCUAUUACCUUGGCAUUGGUUGCAGAACAGUGUGUAAUAUGCCUAAAUAAAUGAUUUAAAGAUUUUCCUGAGGAAAUCAUUCAUUGUUGAAGAGUUAAUACUGACAAUGACAACUGAACCAUACAAUACUCAUAAAAGUAUCACUAUUUCAAAAGUAUAUAAUUGAAAAGCAUCAGCCAAGCAUCGUAUCAAAGUAAACCUCAAAUGAUCUCAGCAUUCAUUACAUCACGUUACAGUAAUAAUGGGGAAGAAAUCAUUAUUAGGUGUGAAAGGCUUUGUGAGAUCCAAAGGGAAAAGCUUCACAACAAAGCAUAGUGUGUGAUUAUCUGAUUUGUGUUUGUGAAAUACAGUACAAGACGUUUCAAAGCUUUGAGCGAAGAAACCAACACACUAGCUUUACUGCACUGGUCAUUUUGAACACAUCCCUCCCUAACAAGCGCACCACCAUCCAACUCACUAUUUGGCAUAGCUUAGCAGCAACACAGGACAGAUUUAUUCAGAAAACUCCUAUGCCUUUAAUCUUGCCAAGGACCAACCAUCCAUCAAAUACAUCUGUGCUGUACCCUACCAGUGAUUACUAUGAGAGGGCCAGUUUAUAUGCAGUUAUAUGGUUGUAGUUGGCUAGAUGAUGAUGGUUUUAGGGAGGUUAUAGUGUUCUGACUGAUUUGGGCCAGUGGAGUGAUAUAUUUCAACAAUAACUUUCUUUCUGUAAUUACUUGGGGUCUUAACUAUGGCAUGUGCCCAGGAUUACAGGAUUUAAGUGUGGAUUAAAAUGUGCAAGUGAUGCAUAGCAACUGCUAGUAACUAGAGCAACACUUUACAGUUAAGUUAUAAGACUGAUGGUUGGGGCAGGUGAAAUCAUUUCAUUGAUCAUAGACUGGCUGAGGUGUUUGUGCUACUAAAUUGUUUCAUAUAAUGAUAUUUUGAUGGGAAUUAAGGUCAGUGGGACUUUUACCUUGUGUUUUACCUAAUUAGUUCAAUAACGAUGUGUGAAGUCAAGUAUUAAAGGAGGUAAAACAUUAACUAUUUCACAAGUCUGGAUCCAAGAGUGAAUGUUACACAACUCCAUUCUCAACUCCAUUCUCUCUUACAGCCUCAUUAUCGCUUUUAGAAAGUUGUGAAGGGCAGCAAUUUCAUCCGAAGACCAAUGAUUUUGAAAGAUAAGAACGUUAUUAAUCAUUGAAUUCUAGUUCAUAAUAUUUGUUCCAUUCAAUUCAAAGCAUCCAAGAGCCUUGAACAAAAUAUGAAUAUUUAAUCUGCAGUUUUAAGACACAUUGAAUUUCAUGACUGGCAUUGAGGGAAGGAUAGGUUAUAGGGUGGGAUGAAGACUUAUCUUGGAAGAUUAAACAUAUUCAUUCUGUAUUAAUAGUAUUCAGUCUGUAUAUAUCUAGCAGUUCUUGGAUGACAAGGAUAUUUAUUUAUUUGUCUGGGUGUGUACUAAAUGUAAACAACAUAUUCUCUAACAGACGACAGGACCUAGAAAAUGGUGUUUGGCAUCCGGAAGCGCAUCCAGGACUACCAGGUGGAGCGAAGAAUCCGCAGAACCCGGCUGGUGACCAAAGAUGGCCGCUGUAACAUUGAAUUCGGCAAUGUGAAGUACGGCAACCACUUUGCCUUCCUCGUGGACUUCUGGACGACCUUCGUGGAGUUCCGCUGGCGCUUUGUCCUCUUCUUCUUCAUCGCCUCCUUCACCCUGAGCUGGUUCAUCUUCAGCCUGCUGUGGUUCUGGAUCGCCCGGAACAAUGGGGACCUGAAGUGGCAGAACCCCUCAAACGACCACACCCCCUGUGUGUGGAACGUGUACAGUCUCACUACAGCCUUCCUCUUCUCCCUGGAGACCCAGACCACCAUCGGGUAUGGUGUACGCGCUAUUACCCCUCACUGUCCUGGUGCUGUAGCCCUCAUCAUUAUCCAGACUCUCAUAGGGGCCCUCAUACACUGCUUCAUAUGCGGAGUCAUCGUGUCCAAGAUAUCCCUCCCUAAGAAAAGGGCCAAGACCAUCACAUUCAGUGAGAUGGCUGUCAUCUGUCCUAAGAAGGACUUCCUUUGCCUCAUGAUAAGAGUGGCCAACUUACGCAAGACCUUGAUGAUCGGGAGCCAGAUCUACGGCAAGCUGUUGAGGACAACCGUCAAACCCGACGGGGAGACAAUCAUCAUGGACCAGGUGAACAUUGAGUUCAUGAUGGACGCUGGGAAGGACAACCUCUUCUUUGUGUGCCCUCUCACACUCUACCAUGUGAUUGAUAAGGCUAGCCCUUUCUUUGAGAUGGCAGUGGACACGCUCCAUAAGCAGGAGUUUGAGCUGGUGGUCUUUCUGGACGGCACAGCCGAGACCACCAGCUCAGCCUGCCAGGUCAGGACUUCCUUCAUCCCUCAGGAGAUCAUGUGGGGUUACAACUUCCUGCCUAUUAUCUCCCGCAACAAAGAGGGCAAGUACAGAGUGGACUUCUCCAACUUCUCCAAGGUGGUGGCCGUGGCCACUGCACACUGUGCCUACUGCUUCCACAACAUGAUGGGACACCACCUCCCCUCAAUUAACGGAAUCGACAACGGAGGAUUUGAAGUGAUUGGUAUCCUAGAAUAACCUAAUAUGACCAAGAUGUGAACUUUUGGAGGUAAUAUGUGAUAUUGUAAUAUUUAUAUAUAAAGUAGGAUCCGAAAUUAAACAUACCCUUGAUAAAGAUGAGCAAUAAUGACUGUAUAAAAUAAUUCAAAUACUGUGCUAUAUUGCAUACAAUGUUUUGGGGGGAAAAUUAUAAUAUUAUUUCCGAUACAACUGCUCAGAGAAAGAGAUUUUGUUCAACAAGUAAUGUAUUUUUUCUCAAUAAGGUACGGGUCAAAAUGAUUGACACCCCUAAGAU
This is a messenger RNA of Coregonus clupeaformis (lake whitefish), 3053 nucleotides long. Its product is annotated as ATP-sensitive inward rectifier potassium channel 1-like. Gene Ontology annotation, biological process: regulation of monoatomic ion transmembrane transport; potassium ion import across plasma membrane. NCBI's taxonomy places the organism in Eukaryota, Metazoa, Chordata, Actinopteri, Salmoniformes, Salmonidae. The transcript has a single exon. The record is from RefSeq and is a predicted model, not a curated record. The coding region runs from base 1676 to 2776 and encodes 366 amino acids. Gene Ontology annotation, cellular component: plasma membrane. Gene Ontology annotation, molecular function: ATP-activated inward rectifier potassium channel activity.